AUGGCGGGAGGGGUGGAUGCUUUUGCGCUGCUGGUUGAGGAACUCAAGAGCGAAGAUGUCAUUGAUCAAGUCAACGCUGCGAAAAGAGUCAACACUAUUGCUCUGGCCAUGGGACCGGAUCGUGCAAGAAGCCAGUUGUUACCAUUCCUCAGGCAGUGUGUUGAUGAUUACACCGACGAGAUUCUGCUUGCUAUUGCGGAAUCUGCUGGAACUUUGGUGGCUGCUCUCGGAGGAAACGAGUAUGCCCACACGCUGAUACCUUUGCUGGAAUCACUUGCAGAGAAGGAAGAGACGAUUGUUCGUCAAAAGGCGGUUGAGUCUCUGGUGUUGAUUGGCAAAUCUAUGCCAGCACAGAAUAUUCAGAACGAAUUCAAGGAAUUGAUGAAGCGCCUGUCAUCUGGUGACUUCUUUCCCUCGAGAAUUUCUUCCACUGGCUUGUUUGCAACUUUGUAUCCUUCGACUCCUGCAGCUAUGCGACCUGCCCUCAGGAAGCAGUAUGAAGCAUUGGCCAAGGAUGAGAUGCCAAUGGUUCGAAGCGCAGCAUUCCAGCACAUGCCGAAAUUUGUUGCUGUCCUUGAGAAAGAUGUCAUUAUUUCAGAAUAG
Guillardia theta CCMP2712 is the source of this 603-nucleotide messenger RNA. RefSeq lists its product as hypothetical. Gene Ontology annotation, molecular function: protein phosphatase regulator activity. The coding region runs from base 1 to 603 and encodes 200 amino acids. The transcript has a single exon. Gene Ontology annotation, biological process: protein dephosphorylation. The record is from RefSeq and is a predicted model, not a curated record. Gene Ontology annotation, cellular component: protein phosphatase type 2A complex; cytoplasm. NCBI's taxonomy places the organism in Eukaryota, Cryptophyceae, Pyrenomonadales, Geminigeraceae.